AUGGCAUUCUCAAGACAGUUUAGUAAGCGAUACAUAUUCGCUCGUCUGGGUACCUAUGGGUCUGAGACCAAAGUUUUUGCAGGCAGAGACUUGUUCGGUAGUAAGCUCAACUUCUCAAUGGUCCAUGGAGAACUAAGGCUUCUUGGUGGAUGGCCCCUCUUCGUCAAGAACCACCGUAUCGAAGCAGGACACGUGUGUGCUUUCAUGUUCGAGGAAGAGGAAGAGGGUGACCUGUCACUUAAGGUGCAUGUGCUAGGUACUGUGCCACUGCAAACAAUCUAG
Messenger RNA from Miscanthus lutarioriparius, 282 nucleotides. The record is from the annotation of a GenBank genome assembly. NCBI's taxonomy places the organism in Eukaryota, Viridiplantae, Streptophyta, Magnoliopsida, Poales, Poaceae.